Messenger RNA from Pongo pygmaeus (Bornean orangutan), 7581 nucleotides. RefSeq names its product membrane associated ring-CH-type finger 8 (gene MARCHF8). Gene Ontology annotation, molecular function: zinc ion binding. The record is from RefSeq and is a predicted model, not a curated record. Bases 2204 to 3925 code for a protein of 573 amino acids. The transcript has 9 exons. NCBI's taxonomy places the organism in Eukaryota, Metazoa, Chordata, Mammalia, Primates, Hominidae.
CUACCACCUGUGUGCCAGUUAGUAAUAAAACUACUAGUUUUUAAUAGACAUUCACCACCUUUGGGAUUCCACCAUGGGAAAAUGGGAGCAGUAUUCCUUUUCUUUCUUUCAGCUUCUUUAGUAUAUAUACAUAUCACAGUCAAUGGUGCAGAAAGGUUAGGAAACUGGAAGGAUACAAGGUUUAGUCAUAAGGAAGCACAAAUUAAAGUUCCUGGAAUAUUUUUACCCCUGCUCUGUAUGGAACACCGUAGGGAAUACUAAAGAAACGUGAUGGUACAGAAGACUGUAGGGAUUGCUAAAAAAUAUGCAACAGUCCAGGGAUCAUAUAGCCUUUUAAGUAGGACAGGCUUUGUACCCUGCAAGGAAUGAUCUAAACUGUGUGAUAUAUUGUAUCAGUCAGAGUUCUCCAAAGAAACAAAACCAAUAGGGUGUGUGUGUCUCUCUGUGUGUGUGUGUGUGUGUACAGAUAUACCUAUAUAUAUAUAGAUAGCUAGAUGAGAUUGGGAGAGAGAGAUUUAUUUUAAGGAAUUGGUUCAUAUGAUUGUGGAGACUAAAAAGUCCAAAAUCUGUAGGGUGGGCCGGCAGGCUGGAGGCUCAGGGAAGAGUUGAUUCUGGAGUUCAAGGCUGAAGGCAGUCUGCUGGCAGAAUUCCCUCUUCUUCUGGGGGAGGUCAGUCCUUUUUAUAUUAAGGCCUUCAACUGAUUGGUUGAGGCCCACGCACAUUAUGGAAAGCAGGAUAUUUUACUCAGAAUCCACCAAUUUAGAACCUGGGUGUGGUGACAGGCACCUGUAGUCCCAGAUACUUGGGAGGCUGAGGCAAGAGGAUCACUUGAGCCUAGGAGUUAAGUCCAGCCUAGGCAACAUAGUGAAACCCCAUCUCCUAAAAAAACAUUGCAUCUCUUAAAAAAAUGUUGAACUCAAACCAGGGGCAGUUGACAGAGACUCUUGGUAUCCUUUCUGUGUAUCUUCCCACUCCCAAUCUGCACUGUGAUUUUAUGUUCUUAAUAAGAGACUUCUGACUUAUGAUAAUGUUAUGUGCAUGGGGCCUGGUGAAUAUUUACUUUCUAGUUGUCAGAAGAAUGAGACUAAAACAGUUUUCUUGUGCAUAUCUGUUUUGAGAAGCAGGUCUGGCAUUACUCUCAUUGUAUAUCUAGGAGAGGAAGUUUCAGCUGAGUCAUGUAUUGACUUGAGACCUGGAGCAGGUGGAUCACUUGACCUCUCUGAGUGUUUCCUCGUCUGUAAAAUGGGAAUAAAUCCGGUCCUGCCUUAAAAAAAAGUCUGCCAAUUUAAAUGUCAGUCUUAUCUUAAAAAUACCUUCACAGAAACAUUCAGAAUAAUGUUUGACCAAAUAUCUAGAUAUUGUGGCCUAGUCAAGUUCACAUGUGAAAUUAACCAUCACUUAUAUUGAAGGACUGUUUUUAUGUGACUAAUGUCCACCUGUAAAGAAAUUGGGUAACUGCUAUGGGUAGUAAGGAAGGGAAAGGGGAGUAUGUUUUGCUUGUAGAGAAGAAAUGCUUUGAGGUGUGGUCUGAAGGCCAGGGAAUUUUGGGCCUGAUGGGCAAAGAGGAAAGAGCAUCUCAAGAAGAUGGGACAGCAUGAGCAAAGGUAAGGUUGACCAUGGCAUGUACAGGGGUCCUUGAGAAGAUUUGUCCUGCCUGGGCAGACAUAUCUCGGAUGGUCAGGGGAUAAGGUGAGUACUGAGGCAAAUUCUGCUCUGGUUUUUCUGGUUUACUGCAGUAUGUAGAGAAUAUGCUUGUUCUGGCCUGAGAUGACAGCUGACUGGUGCAGAGCAGUGUGUGCCACUGUCCUUAUGUGCUGCAUUGUACAGUGACAUGCUGAGAAUUCUUUCUGCAGGAAGCACUUCAAAUGAAGUAUAAUUGCCUUCAAUUUUUCUGUUAUAAACUUUGGCCACAGUUUCUACCUCUGUCAGCCUACUAAAGAUGCUUCACAAGAUCCAUGUGUUUGUUAAGGAUCGUGAGAUCUUCAAGAGACAGUGCAAGCAGAGGCACCAUGUGUAGUGGGUGAACUGUCUUGGGAUGCUGCUGCCACCAUGUGAAGAAGCCUAGAAGAAAAGGCCACAUGGAUAAGGCCCUUCCCUCCCUGCUGAGCCCAGCGAAGCAGCCUAUCUUGAAAUCCAUGGCCCAAAAUGACUCUACCAGUGGAGACUCUCUUCUGUGAAGAAGACGACCAGAUAAGAGGUUGGGAUGAGCAUGCCACUGCAUCAGAUCUCUGCCAUUCCAUCCCAGGAUGCCGCCUCUGCUAGAGUCUACAGAAGUAAGACCAAAGAAAAGGAGAGGGAAGAACAGAAUGAGAAGACUUUGGGACAUUCCGUGAGUCAUUCAAGCAACAUUUCUAAGGCUGGGAGUCCUCCGUCAGCAUCAGCUCCGGCUCCAGUGUCCUCCUUCUCUCGCACUUCUAUCACGCCAUCCAGCCAGGACAUAUGCAGUUCCAGUGCAGUGUUUUCUGAGUGUUGUCACCACAGUUCCGUGCAGUCUGCUGUUGUCUUGAAAGCUCCUCACUGCCAGAGUUCUCUGACACAAGGGCUCACUGUGACAGUUAUCUGUAAGGACACAUUACAGGCGUCAAAGAGAAAUUCCUUUGGUUCAGAAUGGGUCCAGGUCUUGAAGCCUGCUAAGAAUACCAAAGCCAGAAGAACACUAAAGUUCUCAAGGUCCCUCAAUGAUGUGGGUGAGAAGGCGCAGGAUACUUCAGAAAGUUUUGCCUAUGUGGAAAGAACUUGUUCUGAAGGAAAAUUAAUACUCCCUCAAGAUCCAUGUCUCAGAACUAACAGGUUUCAUCAUAAAGAAAAAAGGACCCUGAACCACAAACUUCUUGGCAAUUCCAAACAUUCUUGUGUUUCAUGCCUUUCUGCCAGUCGCUCAACUGCCUCCGAGGUGGAAGCUGGCAAGGGGGGCAGGCCCGGCUUGCUGCUGGAAGAGAAGGCAGAUGGUGAGGCCACGUCCCGAAGCCGGCGACUGCUCCAGUACCUGUUCUCACUCUCUCACGGCUCGAGCACCAGCAGCCUGCACAGGUUCCAUGAGCUGGAGAGCUGCGCUGCUCGCCUGCACACUGCCAAGUCCUCCAGCGGGCUGGCAGGGAGUAUGGGCUUCUGCUCUGAUGAGAUGGGAGACGACGACGUCUUUGAGGACAGCACAUCUGCAAAACUGAAGAGUAGGGUUCUGCGGGCGCCCCUCUGCUCCACGGAAAAGGACAGUGACCUGGAUUGUCCUUCUCCCUUCUCUGAAAAAUUACCCCCCAUAUCUCCCGUGUCCACGUCAGGGGAUGUCUGCAGGAUCUGCCACUGUGAAGGAGAUGAUGAGAGCCCCCUGAUCACCCCCUGCCACUGCACAGGAAGCCUCCACUUCGUGCACCAGGCCUGCCUGCAGCAGUGGAUCAAGAGCUCCGACACGCGCUGCUGCGAGCUCUGCAAGUAUGAGUUCAUCAUGGAGACCAAGCUGAAGCCGCUGAGAAAAUGGGAGAAGUUGCAGAUGACGUCCAGCGAGCGCAGGAAGAUCAUGUGCUCAGUGACAUUCCACGUCAUUGCCAUCACAUGUGUGGUCUGGUCCUUGUAUGUGCUCAUUGACCGUACUGCCGAGGAGAUCAAGCAGGGGCAGGCAACAGGAAUCCUAGAAUGGCCCUUUUGGACUAAAUUGGUGGUUGUGGCCAUCGGCUUCACCGGAGGACUUCUUUUUAUGUAUGUUCAGUGUAAAGCGUAUGUGCAAUUGUGGAAGAGACUCAAGGCCUAUAAUAGAGUGAUCUAUGUUCAAAACUGUCCAGAAACAAGCAAAAAGAAUAUUUUUGAAAAAUCUCCGCUAACAGAGCCCAACUUUGAAAAUAAACAUGGACGUGGAAUCUGUCAUUCCGAUACAAACUCUUCUUGUUGCACAGAGCCUGAAGACACUGGAGCAGAAAUCAUUCACGUCUGAUUGUGUGCGGGUUGUCAUUUUCCUGGACAUCUAUGAAGAGCCGAAGGAAAUUGUUUACUGCCAAUUGUAUACCUUUCUUAUGUCCUUUAAUAGCAUAGACUGGACAGGUGACUAUUUAUAGUGGUUUCUCUUUUUCUAAACCCUCCUUAGUCUCCUAGAAAACCUUCCUGUGGGCCGGGCAUGCCUGGGUCUUGCCUCUGCCUGGCAGCUCUGUGGGAAAGUGGAAGACCCCAUGAUGACAUCAUGGGGAGCCAGCAGAGUUCCUGCCCAUGGUCUUGAGCUGAAUGAGAGAAUAAAAUGCCAAUCCCAAGGGAAGAGGAGGAGCAGGGGUGCCCAGGCCCUGAUACCCAGCCGCCUCCAGCUUGCAGCAGUCCCCAGCCUGGAGCAGAGCAUUGGGGAAUGUCUAGCCAUGAUGAGAGGAUUCUCUCUGCACCACGGCGAACCCCAGGAGAUGGUAUUGAAACAGACCCUCAAACACAGACUCCUGCCUGCCCUCUGCCGAUGCUGCCUCCUCCAUGCUCUUGAGCAGGUGGGGCCGUGGUGCUCUGUGGUGGCGCAUGAUUCACUGGGCAAACAGCACUUUACAGAAGAAAAUCUUUAUUUUGUAAUAUGUGUGUCCAGUGGGAUUGACACUCAAAAAAAGUCUCACUUAGAAAUCUUCCCUUCCUUACCUUUGUAUCUCCUUUACAUCAUGAGAGAUCAAAAACCCAUUUUGCCUUAUAUAUGCUAAGAAGCGUGGCAUUUGUUCUGUUCAUAAAACAGACUAAUGACUUUAAGACAGGACAAGCAGGCCAAGGGCUUUUUUUUUUUUUUUUUUUAUCAAAGAUCUCAUGGGAAGUAAUGGAUGCUAAAUGGCAAUUAAAGCAUGAUGCCUAUGCUUUUGAGCCUGUUUUAUGACAAGGUGUUAUUUCGUAGACCUGCCCCGGUACAUUUCUUUUUUGUCAACACUGAAAAAGAACAGUUUCUGAGAUCGAAAUGGAAGGAAAGGAAGUGAGUAAUGACAACAAAACUGAAUAUUUAAAAAAUAUUCCUUUAUAGUUAAGUCUCUCCAGUUGGUGCUGGCUUCACAUUGAAAGAGCAGCCAUGUGCCACCCUGGCCAGGGUGUGUGCACUGCAUGCAGGUUCUCCCUUGCAUGCAAGAUGGGUGCUGGCCCACCAUGAGGCUUCUGCUCGGGGAAGUUCUGUGGAGUCACUGCCAGGGCCAAGAGGCAGGUGGGCUGGCUCUGGGACGAGGGCCAGGUGUGAGCGAACUGCCAGGGUCCGCUGUGCCACUUUCCCCGGCCACAUGCCCGCUCAGCUGUCGCCUUAACUGGACUGAACAGACAGGAUCCUUCGGGGCCCUUGGCCUCACUCUCAGUCCAUUCUGUCAUCAGGGAUUACCACCCGUACCAUUUUCAUAAAACAAAACCAAAAUCACUACCAUCAAAUGGCCUUGUCCCUCUAAAAAGUCUGCUUAAAAUUCUGUUUUUAAAACCCAGUUUCCUAGUUUUCCAGGCAAAUAGUUACCUCCGGGAAAGUUGCCGGGGGGCCUGAAACACAAUGUAAGUAGCGCAGAUGCUUCCUUUCCAGGCCAUUCUCUCACCCAGCCUGCAGGGAGGAGAUGGGAGAUGCUGGGGGUCCUGCCCUCAGUCUUUCUGGGCCUUAGGCGUUUCGUUGAUCCUGCUAAGGGGAUGAAGCAAACAUAAGGUGAUUUCUUUGCCUUUCAGAGUAGAAGCCCUGGAGUUUGUUUUGAAGGCCAGGAGGCUGAAGGAUCUCUAAGCUACGGUGUGGGCUUAAUAGCAGCAGGCUUUGUCCUCCUGUCUCCUCCAAGCCAGUGUCUGACUCCUUGGCAACACAGGUCUUAGUCUGUGGCGUGGCUCUGCUGUGGCCUUCCUCUGGCCGGGCAGGCACUGUCCAGCCAUAGCCAGCUCCUGAGAAUAGGUCAGCCUCUCCUGUCUGUCUCCCAGGGCACAUCCAGCCCGUGCCUGUGUUCAUUGUGCCCCGAAGUGCAAUUACCCGUACCCCUUCUCAGCCUGGGGACCCCAGGCAACCAGAGACUGUCCACUCAGGGGAGCUGAAUCCCAGGUCAGCCCUGCCAGUGUCCCUUAGGAACUGCCCAGGCAAGGCCCCUGGUUUUGUAUACUUGUUCCUGCCACCCUGUAGUAGAUGAGUGUUUCAGGUGAAGAGCAGGAUAGAUUUUCUAAGUGUGAAUCCCCACUUCACAUAUGGAACCCGUUAUGCUGAACUUGAAAAGCACCAAGAUCCUGUAGACAAGAAAGUGCUUAGGUAGGGACAGCCCCUGGGCAGCCCACCCAGUGUGGCUGGCACCCCACUAUGGCAAAGGUGCCUUGAUAACUGAGCCCUGUAUCCCUCCCAUGCCCAACCAGAUUCUCAUGGGAAGCCCUCUCCCUCCUUUUCUGCCUAACACCAUCUCAUCAUUUCUGGCCUCACUGUGGACAAUCCACACACAUUCUUUCCUCUCCUGGCGGGGCACAGAGCCACCCCCUUGCCUUUUCUUUUCUUGAAGAUUCUAGUUCAGCUCCUCAUUCAUCAGACCCUUCCAGCCCCCUGCAUCUAGCAGUGAAGCAUGAAGCCUGGUGGGGAUGUGGUACUCCCAUCUGGUGUGGCCACUGGCUCUGCCAGUGUUCCUGUAGCCUUAGAAAACUUGCUCUCUCGGUUCUUUUGGGUGCUGUGUACUCCCCAGCUUCCCCCCUGCCCAUUUUGCACCUGGGUUUAGUGAAAGGAUGGUAUUUGGUUGAUCCAUACAGAAACCCAGAAUGAGGUCUCAGGGCCAGGAGGCCUGGUACUUAUAGGCCAGGGAAGGGGAAGAGGCAAGUGGUCUAGGGUAUCACCAGCCAGCCCUCUCUGAUUUGGCCUCUACUCCCCAUAAGUCACAGUACCAUAAGCAGGCUUCUGGCCUCAGCAAUUUGGUCUUUGUGCCCAAGUUUAUUGUGAGAAUUUCCUGAAAACUCUAUAAAAGGUCUCUUCCUACUCUAGGCCUCUAAUGUUUCUCCCCUUUUUGCUUCAGUCCACUCUUCAGUCUUUGUAGGCCUAGUUUUCAAACCUGCACAUGUGUCCUACCUGGCCACAGGCAUGCAGGCCUCAGGCAGCUGGGCCAGUUUGGGAGCCUCGGGUGAUGUCUGCACGAUCUGGGGCUGCCUCUGCACCCCUGCUGUGGGUUUCAGGGUUGAAGAAGGGCUGGGACCAAGCAGGUGAGAUCCACAAGGCUCUGGAUGUAGCUGGAGGCAAAUACACAAUUGAAGUACUUUCCCUUUUGAAGUGCUUUCCCUUUUGAAUCUGGUUUGAAACAUGCAGCUUCCGUCUCUAGCCCAAGGAAAGACCAAAACAUAGGGAAAUAAAAGCAUUUAUCUUUGUCUUGGAAGUAAUUGUUGAAGUUGUGCAGUUGAUCAAUGCGCAGUUAGAUGCAAUGUUUAUAGAAAUUGAUUGUUAAACCAAAUUUACACUGGCAUGUGUGGUGUAGUUUCUAAAAAGCACUUCACAUUUGAAAUUUUUCUUACCUUAGAAAGUUUCUAGUGAUCUAAAUGUCUAGUUUUGUAUUCUUUUAUGUAUGUUCACUGUUUCUCAGUAUUACCACUUGAAUAAUUCUCUGUACAGGGGGGUUUGUGCUAUACACUGGGAUGUCUAAUUGCAGCAAUAAAGCCUUUCUUUAAAAAGGA